Messenger RNA from Brassica oleracea var. oleracea, 1076 nucleotides. RefSeq lists its product as uncharacterized. The record is from RefSeq and is a predicted model, not a curated record. The transcript has 4 exons. Bases 66 to 878 code for a protein of 270 amino acids. NCBI's taxonomy places the organism in Eukaryota, Viridiplantae, Streptophyta, Magnoliopsida, Brassicales, Brassicaceae.
AUAAAAUCACGACGCAAGCUUCUUGCGAGUGUCACUCUCCUCUCCUCUCCUCUCCUUCUCAGAAGAUGUCUUCACGCUGUCAUCCAAAUUGCCAACGUGCAGCUGCUGCCAAAGAAGAGGAUGAUUCUGCUGAGAGAGCUGCUACGGUAGCAGCUAAUCUGAUCAGCACUGCGCGAGUGAUCCUCAAGCUGGACCGUGAGUUUACUGAGUACUCAGCUCAGUUCUUGGUGGACAACGCUCUCGUCGAGAAGGUGCCAAGUCAAGGUCCACAACGCUCCACGUGUAAGGUCGAGGACUGUCUUGAGUAUCUGGUGAACAUGGCUUCUCCCAAGACCGAGGCCGAGCUUAGAGAGAUGGAGAAACAACAGCAGCGACGCUCCAAGAUAACUGUCAAGGACUGCCUCGAGUGCGCAUUCAAGGAAGGGAUACCGAGAUAUGAGCAUUGGGCUCAUUUGGGAUGUGUGUCCCCUGUUCCUCCUUUUGCUUCUCUCAUACCUCGAGUUCCCGUGAAAGGAGAAGUGAUUGAGGCUAAGGAACUGAAAGACGCGUUUGAGUUGUUAGAACAUGGACCUGUAGGAGCAAAGCUGCAUGUCUUCAGUCCUGAGAUUGAUCUUGUUGGAGAAAAUGGAGUUUACCGUGGCCCGUCAAGUAACGGAACAAGCUACGUGGGACUUAGAGACGUGAUCCUAGUAGCAGCGGAGAAGAUCAAAGGAGAAGCAGUUGGGACUGUGAAGAUUCGCUACAAGAAGAAAACUUCGUUCAUGAAUGUGUCUUUGAGUCAAAUGUUCACCAGACUAGCGCAGAGUGGCGACGAGUCUCAGACCAUUGAGCCCACGGGUCUUCUUGUGGACUUCAUCGUCCUUCGCUUGUCCCAGUGAAAACAAGAUCGUGGUGAGUAUCUUAAGUAAACAGGAUGUUGAAUGAUCUUGUUAAGUAAGUGUCUAGUGAACAAUGGUAUGUAAUAAGUGAAGUAAUCAUGAAAACCUUAUGCUAGUAGUUGUUGUGUGACUUUUGUUUGUAGUCCUGAUCGGUUAAAGCUUUGUUCUAGGAGACUCGUAUCUACCAGUAAAGAUGUU